Messenger RNA from Pieris rapae (cabbage white), 526 nucleotides. RefSeq names its product NADH dehydrogenase [ubiquinone] 1 alpha subcomplex subunit 6 (gene ND-B14). NCBI's taxonomy places the organism in Eukaryota, Metazoa, Arthropoda, Insecta, Lepidoptera, Pieridae. The transcript is spliced from 3 exons. The record is from RefSeq and is a predicted model, not a curated record. Gene Ontology annotation, biological process: response to oxidative stress. The coding region runs from base 101 to 475 and encodes 124 amino acids.
UUGACAUUUGAAAAAACCAAAAUCGAUAAGUGCAGUUCGCAAUGUAAGAAACGAGUUAAGUAUAAUAUUUCGUACAAUACAUUUGACUACAAUUUACGAAAUGGCUGCUAGGAAAGCCAUACAAGUUGGCACUAAAACAGUAAGGCCAGUUCUUUCCCUAGACUCAUCAGAAGCUAGAUCAAGAGUAAUGAGUCUUUAUAAAGCUUGGUAUCGUCAAAUACCAUACAUAGUCAAAGACUACGACAUACCAAAAUCUGAGCAGCAGUGCCGUGCUAAGCUAAAGGAAUAUUUUCAUAAGAACAAAGCUGUGAAUGAUAUCAGAGUUAUUGAUUUGCUUGUAAUUAAGGGUCAAAUGGAAUUAAAAGAAGUUAUUCAUAUUUGGAAACAAAAGGGUCAUAUAAUGACCUACUUCAAACCAACUGAGGAACCAAAACCAAAGGACUUCCUUUCCAAGUUCUUUUCAGGAUUAGAAUAAGUCAAUGUAUAAAAAGAUCAUUAUAUAUAGUUAAUAUAGAUUUUUAAUUCA